AUGAUUGGAGCACAAUAUAUUGCUGAUGCAUUGCAACAUAACACGACACUCAUCAUACUUGAUCUGGAAAACAAUAAAAUUGGAGCUAUCGGAGCGCAACAUAUGGCUGAUGCAUUACAACAUAAUAUGACACUCACUACACUUAAUCUUUCAUCGAAUCAAAUCGAAGCUCUCGGAGCACAACAUAUUGCUGAUGCCUUAAAACAUAACACGACACUCACCACACUUGAGCUACAAUUGAAUGAAAUCGGAGAUACAGGAGCACAACAUAUCGCUGAUGCAUUACAACAUAACACAACACUCACCACACUUGAUCUCUUCUCGGAUAGAAUCGGAGCUCUCGGGGCACAAUAUAUUGCUGAUGCAUUACAACAUAACAGGACUACUCCUGAAACUGCUAUAGAUGCUGCUACAGUCAAUCAACAUAAUAAUCUUGACAUGUUAAAAAAGUAG
This is a messenger RNA of Rotaria sp. Silwood1, 453 nucleotides long. The record is from the annotation of a GenBank genome assembly. NCBI's taxonomy places the organism in Eukaryota, Metazoa, Rotifera, Eurotatoria, Philodinida, Philodinidae.